Molecule: messenger RNA, 3363 nt
Organism: Megachile rotundata (alfalfa leafcutting bee)
Lineage: Eukaryota; Metazoa; Arthropoda; Insecta; Hymenoptera; Megachilidae
Product: Sterol regulatory element binding protein
Biological process (GO): regulation of transcription by RNA polymerase II
Cellular component (GO): nucleus
Molecular function (GO): RNA polymerase II cis-regulatory region sequence-specific DNA binding; protein dimerization activity; DNA-binding transcription factor activity, RNA polymerase II-specific
Source: RefSeq, a predicted model, not a curated record
GGAUGCUGUAAAGGUCGGGUGAUUGUUCGUAAUUUGUGAGUUAUUACGUUUGACAUAUCAGCGUGUUAUUUUGUUUUAACUUUUAUAUUUAUUUAAUGAAAAUAAAUAUUUAGUAUACAAUAGGUCACAAUGACAGAUCCUGGAAGAUGGUCUUCAACACAGGAUACUGACUUUUCAAGCUUUCAGUCAAAUGAUAGCUUCAAUUUAAAUGAAGUAACUGGUAUUGAUGAUCUUCUUACAAAUUGCGAAAGUGAAUUGCUGCAAAAUGAAAACUUAUUCAGCGAUGAUGCAUUGCUCUCACAAUUGGAAGAUCCUUUAGCUAUGGAUGCAGAAGGUUUAGAUUUUUUAAACUUUAACAGUAGCGAAGAGUUAAAAGAUUUUAAAGAAUUCCAAGAUUUCAAAGAUCCAAAUAUUAUUAAAUCUGUACCAAAUGGAAAUGUAUUAGUAACUUCAACAAUACCAGAAAAUACACAACAAAUUCCUUGUGUGUCAUCACAACAACAAAAACAACAACAGCAACCUCCACUCCAAGACAUAGCAUCUAUGAAAAAUAGAACACAAAGAAUAUCUGUUACAUCAACACCUACAGUAUUUAGUUCACAAUAUGCUAUUCCACAGAAUGUAAACUUCAAUGUUCAAUCAUCACCAGUAGUAACAAUAGCACCAGUAACCCAACAAAGACAGUUACUUUUGCCAGCUAAACUUAUUAAGUCAGAAUCAGUUGUUUAUUCUAGAGGAUCACAAGCUGUUACUUCAGCUUCUGUACCACAUCAAAUACAUACCUUAGUGAAUACUGCUAAUGGAACAGUUUUAACUACUGGUAUUCCUGUUGUAUUAGAUACUGACAAAGUGCAGAUCAAUCGAUUGAGUACAAAUACUCAUGUAGGUGUACCAAAAGUAAAAGAAGUAAAACGCAAUGCCCAUAAUGCUAUAGAACGACGUUAUAGAACAUCAAUAAAUGAUAAAAUUAUUGAAUUGAAAAAUAUUAUUGUUGGAGUGGAUGCUAAAUUAAAUAAAUCAGCAAUUUUAAGGAAGACUAUUGAUUAUAUUAGAUUUUUACAGAAUUCCAAUGCAAAGUUAAAAGCAGAAAACAUGUCAUUAAAAAUGGCACAACGACAAAAUUUGCGCGAUUUAUUAGUAUGUGGUGAACUUACACCACCAAGAUCAGAUUCAAGUGAAUCAUCUUUGUCUCCAGCACCAGCACCGUUAUCUCCGCCAUCUCCGUCAUCGAUCAAAGAUGAUCCAGAUAUACUACAAAAUAUUCAUUCUACAUCCGUUCUUACAAACCAAGGCAUGAGAGACCACACCAGACUUACACUUUGUGGAUUUAUGUUUCUUUUGUUAGCUUUUAAUCCCUUGGGUCUUCUUAUAAAUAAUGUUGGAAGAUUCAAUUCUGAUUAUGCAAAUACGAAAUUGGACGGUCGGACAAUUCUAAAUUAUCAAGAUCAAUCAGAUUCUGAGAAUCCAAUUUGGAGUAAUGUACUUUUGUGGUUAACAAAUGCUAUACUUCUGAUCAGUGGGCUUUGCAGAUUACUGCUUUACGGCGAUCCAAUAUUAACUUCCGAUAGUAAAUUAUUCCUCGAACUUCAUCGAUGGCGGCGUCAAGCAGAAUUUAAUAUAUCAAAAAAUGAGUAUAGUCAAGCAUGUCGCGAUUUGCAUCAAUGCUUGCAAUUCUUAGGUCGACCAUAUCCAUCGUCACGUACAGAAAUUUGGCUUGCAACUAUGUGGCAGAUUAUAAGGCAACUUCUUCAUAAGUUAUGGAUUGGGAAAUGGAUUUUAUACACUCAUAAAUGGUUUUCUGAAAAAACAACACGACAACAAGCAGAAAUAUCGGCUAUGGAAAUAGCCACUAUUUAUCAACAUAUGCUUUGUUUACGCUUAUCGGAAGGUUCAAAAAAUGGAACAUUAUAUCUUGCCUUUUCUGCAGUAAAUUAUGCUGAAGCCGCCGGUGAAACUAUACCAAAGUCAUUAUUGGCAGAAAUAUAUAUCAAUGUUGCGUUAUGUUUUAAACAGUCGCUUUUACCAUUUAUUCAUAAAUAUUAUUUGGGUAAAGCGCGAACACUACUUUCAUCAUGCGCAGUGCCACCGAAGUUCAAGUGGAUUAUGAGCGACGAAGGUGCUAAAUUUUUAGCAUUUCAGAAAUGGCAAUAUGGAGAACAAUCAGAUAAUGAAUUUACAUCUCAGAGUAGUAAAGCUGAUCCUCUGUCAUAUGCAUCACGUGCAUACAGAGAUUACUUAAUUGGACAUUGUUUACGUAUUUUAACUGGUACUGCAGGAGACACUCAUUUAUCAUCAAUCUUGGAAUAUGGUCAAAUUAUUAUGUCUUCUGCUGGAGUAGAUACUGGUUUCGUAUGUGCCAAUAAAGUUACAGCUACCCACUGUGAAGAUGAAAUUGGAUUAUGGUGGGGAGCAGUAAUGUAUGUAGCAGCAUGUUGGAGAUUAAGGGAAGAUGAUUCCCAAGCAUGGAAUAUAGUUGAAAGCAAAUUUCCUUAUGAAAAAAAUUAUCAGCUUUGUAAUAAUAAUAGUAACAUUAGUCCACUACCAUAUAUUGUUUUAAAUGCUUUGCAAGCAGCAAAAGCAACUACUAAAACAGUUUCAAUGCGUUUUAUUGAUCAAGCAGGAAUAUUACUAGAGCAAAGCCUAGUUUAUUAUCAUUGCAAGCAACAAUCAUUGCAAAAUGUUUUGCUUACACAAUUGUGGAUUUGUGAUUGGUUACUUGAGAUGCGAACUACAUUUUGGCAAGAAUUAGAUGGUGAUUUAGAAAGAUCCAAUAUAAAUAUAUCACUUGGCGGUUUUCAACGCGAUUUAGCUUGUUUGAGACAGUUGUGUCAACAUAUUCCAUCUACAUUGGCACGAGUAUUUCUUUAUGAAGCUACCGCACGUAUAAUGGCAGGAGCAACGCCAGUAAAAACUCAAGUCUUAUUAGAUCGCAGUUUACAUCACCGAAAUUCACGUUCCUCGAUUAUCUGUGGAAAAGAUCGUUCUCAGGAUCAAUAUAGCGGAGAAAGAGAACACGCAGUAGCUUUAUGUUUAGCAUGCCGACAUUUGCCUGCAUUAUUAUUGGCUUCUCCUGGCGAACGUGCCGGUAUGCUCGCAGAAGCUGCUAAAACUCUUGAAAGAGUUGGUGACAGAAAAAGGCUUCAAGAAUGUUAUAAAUUAAUGCGACAAUUAGGUCCUGCUAUUUCUGCUAACUGAUGCAUUGAAUAAAAAUGCAUCAUUCAUUUGAUAUUACAUACUUCAUGAAAUCAUUGUAUAUAAAUUUCAAUGCAGAAUUCACUUCCAUUAAGCUAUUUUUGUAAUUUACUAUUUAUUAUUUUUUAUGUAGGCGCUUUGUAAUGUAAGAUAUAUAUAUAUAUAUAUAUU